GCGCGCACAGCCCAUCCGCCCCGCGCUGCCGCCGCCCUCGCCUCUCACCGGCGUCCCGGGCGCUCCCGGGGCUGAGGGCGGCGGGGCCGGCGCGGCCGCUGAGUCAUCCCGGGGCUGCUGCUGAGGGUCUGGGGGUCUUGGGGGGCUCUCGAAAACUAUCGAAUGAAGAGCUACAAGAACAAAGCCCUAAACCCCGAGGAGAUGCGCAGGAGGAGAGAGGAGGAGGGGAUCCAGCUGCGCAAACAGAAACGGGAGCAGCAGCUCUUCAAAAGAAGGAAUGUGGAGCUGAUCAAUGAAGAUGACUCCAUGUUUGACAGUCUCCUGGUGGAUUCCUAUGUCACUUCCACAACGUGUGGGGAGGGAUUGAUCACAGGAGAGAUGGUGGAGAUGCUUUUCUCAGAUGACCCUGACCUACAGCUAGCAACCACUCAGAAAUUCAGGAAAUUACUCUCCAAAGAGCCAAAUCCUCCGAUAGAUGAGGUGAUAAACACUCAGGGAGUGGUGGAGAGGUUCGUGGAAUUCCUGAAAAGAAGUGAAAAUUGCACAUUACAGUUUGAGGCUGCGUGGGCCCUGACAAACAUCGCCUCGGGGACCUCCCAACAAACCAAAAUAGUCAUCGAGGCUGGGGCAGUUCCCAUCUUUAUAGAGCUCCUAAACUCUGACUUUGAGGAUGUUCAGGAGCAGGCUGUCUGGGCAUUGGGGAACAUUGCUGGAGACAGCUCUGUGUGUAGAGAUUAUGUCCUGAACUGUGCCAUUCUUCCUCCCUUGUUAAUGCUCCUCACCACGUCCACCAGGCUGACAAUGACACGAAAUGCUGUCUGGGCCUUGUCAAACCUGUGCAGAGGGAAGAGUCCACCUCCUGAAUUUGAUAAGGUGUCUCCCUGCCUGCCAGUGUUGUCCCGAUUGUUGUUCAACAGUGACUCUGACCUGCUGGCAGAUGCGUGCUGGGCUCUGUCCUACCUGUCCGAUGGUCCCAACGAGAAGAUCCAGGCUGUGGUGGACUCAGGGGUGUGCAGGAGGCUGGUGGAGCUCUUAAUGCACAACGAUUACAAAGUGGCCUCUCCAGCUCUUCGAGCAGUUGGCAACAUCGUGACAGGGGAUGACAUCCAGACCCAGGUGAUUCUAAACUGCUCAGCCCUGCCUUGCCUGCUCCAUUUAUUGAGCAGUCCCAAGGAAUCCAUCAGGAAAGAGGCGUGCUGGACCAUAUCCAACAUCACAGCAGGCAACAGAGCACAAAUCCAGGCAGUGAUAGAUGCCAACAUCUUCCCGGUGCUGAUCGAAAUCCUGCAGAAAGCAGAAUUCCGCACGAGGAAAGAGGCAGCCUGGGCCAUCACCAACGCCACCUCAGGAGGGACCCCUGAGCAGAUCAGGUAUUCCCUGGGCCAUUCCUGCCUCAGUUCCUGGGAGCUUUGCCUUCAGGGGAAUUUCCAGGCAAAGAAGAGACUCUGGAGAGUAACUGAGGCAGAGCUGGGUUGUAAUUUGUGAUUUCCUUCUGCAUGA
Messenger RNA from Pyrgilauda ruficollis (rufous-necked snowfinch), 1500 nucleotides. RefSeq names its product karyopherin subunit alpha 6 (gene KPNA6). Gene Ontology annotation, cellular component: nucleoplasm; nucleus; cytoplasm. Gene Ontology annotation, biological process: NLS-bearing protein import into nucleus. The record is from RefSeq and is a predicted model, not a curated record. Gene Ontology annotation, molecular function: nuclear import signal receptor activity; protein binding. Lineage: Eukaryota; Metazoa; Chordata; Aves; Passeriformes; Passeridae. The transcript is spliced from 12 exons. Bases 163 to 1485 code for a protein of 440 amino acids.